UCUUCCUCCCUGCAAUUCGCUUCCUCUCUCCGCUGAACACCUCCAGUAUCUCUCGCCUUGUCCUUUUGUUAUUCCCAGCAAGGAUACCAAUUACAUACGCAGAUUCGUCAACAUUCGCCAAAACGCUCAUCUCCAUGGCCCAUCAUCUUACCAGAGACCGGGAUGAAUCCGACGACGAUGCCCUUCUUGAAGCUUUGGAGAACGAAGACGAUUCAUCGUACCGCGCGCAUCGAAUCGAACAGCUCAAUGCUGAGUUUACUGCAGCCCAGAACGACGCGGCCCGCAGCACCGCAGCUCCUAUUGGAACAGUCGUUGAGGAUAGCCUCUAUCCCAUUCUAAGAACCGACCAAUUACUUCUGGAUUUCACAACACAAACCCACCGAUGUGUCAUUCACUUCGCACACCCAGAUUUCGCGCGUUGCAGCACCAUGGACGAGCACAUCCGGGCGCUGGCUUCUCAGCACCACGAAGUACGCUUUGCGCGGGUUGACGUGCAGGACACCCCGUUUGUUGUAGAAAAGCUCAAGAUUCGUGUCCUUCCCUGUGUCAUAGGUUUCAAAGAUGGGGUAGCGGUCGAACGUGUGGUGGGAUUUGAGGGCCUUGGAUCAGGUGGGCGCGAUGGGACAGACGGGUUCAGCACGGCAACGCUAGAGAAACGGCUUCUUUGGAAAGGAAUUCUCACCCAAGAGAAAAUCAAGGCCACGGGUGACACCUCAGACCAGUCUGAGGAAGACAGCGACAACGACAACAAUGGGCGAGGGUAUGGAAGGCAACGGGCCAUCCGGAGCGGUAACGUAUAUCAACGCCGCCUUGCUGGCGGCGAGGAUGGUGAGGAUGAUGAUUGGGACUAGCAUUGAAUUCGCCUCCAAAAUAGGGCCUGGGCGUAAUCACACGGGCAUCCCAGCACCACAGUUCAUGGUUCGGGAUACUCAAAUCCGUCAACUAUGCAAG
Molecule: messenger RNA, 951 nt
Organism: Aspergillus fijiensis CBS 313.89
Lineage: Eukaryota; Fungi; Ascomycota; Eurotiomycetes; Eurotiales; Aspergillaceae
Product: thioredoxin domain-containing protein
Exons: 1
Coding region: 135-851 (238 amino acids)
Cellular component (GO): cytoplasm
Source: RefSeq, a predicted model, not a curated record